AGUUAAAUCUGUGAUUGUCAUCACAUCACAAUAUUUAAAAAAUGCAUAGCGCCAUCUAUCGAGGAUAUAAUAAUAACAAAAUCUCGGGAAAAAUUCUCCGCAUGCAAAAUUUGGUUAUCGUUUCUACUUGGGUUGUUUCAGGUUAAAUCGAUAGCUCAAAUUCAUGAUGUGUUGAUGUUUUCAAAGGUAAAGCAUCGUGCUUUUCAAGAGAUUGGUUUACCUGUGGACCAAGAUGACAUAGUCUACGUCUUAGCUGGCAUUAUCCAGUUCGUAAUACCAUAACCACCAGUAGUAAAUUUGUAGUCUUAGAGAAUGGAAAGCAAGGUGAAACCCGUCCAGAUGAUGGCCAGCUCUGAAACCAGCUCUGAGAGCCAGGAAAAAGAUACGAAAGAACAAACAGAAUCAUCGUCAUCAAAUAAAGAUGAUAAAAACAUGGUGACAGUGUCAGUGUUCACACCUAUGGGUGCUCAUGUGUUCUACUCUCCAGGAACACACAAUACAAUGGACAUGGCCAUUGAGCCUCUGGUCACAUGCAGGCUCUGUUUAAUGGAGUUGCCUGCCAGGGAAAUGUAUGAAAUGCAGGAUUGCCAGUGUCUCUAUUGUCAAAUGUGUGUAAUCCAGUACCUGACUGUGAUGAUCUCAGAUGGGAAUGUGUUGGUCAUCACUUGCCCAGAUGCAAGAUGUAGGCAGGGAGGAAAAUUUUUACCAUCAGAGAUUGAGCAGUUAGUUGAUACCAUGACCUUCAAGAGAUAUCAGAGAUUGAAAUUCUCCAAAGAAGUAGAUCUAGAUCCUAGUCGCAUGUGGUGCCCAGAAAUUGGCUGUGAAACUGUGUGCCAUGUGUGCCCCCUCAGUGACAAGAAGAAUGUACAGGGUAUACCUGUGAAGUGUCCUAAGUGCUACCUAGAGUUUUGCUCAAUCUGCAAGUCCAACUGGCAUGCUGAUGAGCCGUGUGAUGCUUACAACAGCAAGGUCAAAGGUCAUGAUGCUGGCAUACCCAUCAGCAGUGAGGAAGAAUCCAAGAUCAAGCGUUGCCCCAUGUGCCACAUUCCAAUAGAACGUGCCGAUGGCUGUGCACAGAUGAUGUGCCGUCAGUGUAAACAUGUCUUUUGUUGGUACUGUUUACAGUCAUUACAGGAUGAUUUUCUCCUCCGCCAUUAUGAUAAAGGUCCCUGCAAGAACAAGUUAGGUCACUCCAGAGCCUCCGUGAUGUGGCAUAGAACACAGGUUGUUGGCAUAUUUGCUGGAUUUGGCCUGCUUCUUCUGAUAGCUUCACCAUUUCUGCUCCUGGCAGCUCCUUGUUUGCUGUGCUGUAAAUGUAAUGCCUGCAAGGCAUGUGCUGAAGAAGAAGACGUUUGACUGCAAAAGAGAAAUCUGAUACUCACCUCCUAGGUCCCAGUUUAAUUGUUGAUCAUUGUGAAUGAGAUCAAACUGGUGAUCUCUAUAGUACCAGUAACAGCCAGCAUUUAUUUGUUAUUUUAUUUAUUUAUUCAGUCAUGUAUUCACAUUGAGUCUUUGAAAAAAAAAAAAGACUUAUAUUACUAGCAUGGCCUGCUCUAAGGUGAACCAAAAAUGUAUUUGUCAAUUACUCAUGCCCAUAUGUCAAAGAAAAUGUGCAAAUGAUCUGAGUGUAAACCAGUAUUUUAACUUUAUUGACUCAUUCUUUUUGGGCGUGUGGAUAUGUGAGGUUUUGAUUGACAGUGCACAAGGAAAUAUACCAACUGUAAUAAUGAACAUCAAUGAUGAAGCAAGAAAUGGUAAGGUUCAGGUUUGAUUUACCCAAUCAUAAAAAGCUGGUACUUGAUAAGGGUUGUGGUAAAGUGGAAUUGUCACAGGGUCUGUGAAAAACAUCUGUACAGGAAAACGCAUGAAACGAGGACAGUUGGCAAAGUGCAAACCUCUGAGAGGUAGAGUAGCAUGGUAAGUGUAACCCAGAACUUGUGGGAGGUAGUAGCAAAAAGGGGUGGUUUCUCAUCCACCCUGUCUCACUGAAUAUGAUGUCAGAUUUUUUAAAUUGUAAAGGUGCACACACAAAUAUUUGUAUCAAAAAAAGUAUAUUAAUUUAACAAAUGGCUCUCUCAUAAGUAUUCCAUGUAUAUGUUCUAUUGUCACAAUAACCACUUUAAACUUUUUAAAGGAAUUUUAUUUACAGUAAAUUUAGCAUAACUGUGACACUUUUGGACUGAAAAAUGUAUUUAUGUUGUAGUAUUUUAAUAAUUUUCAACUAAGGCCAAUACAAAAAAAUCCAUUCCUCAAGAUUUGUUGAAGAUGAAAGAUAAGUUAAACGGUGACAAGAUGUGUGAUAAAUGCUGUAAUUUUUGUGUGCAGACACUGCAUGUGUCUGUAUAUAUUCUGAUCACUGUGUCUGACUGUGUGAUCACUCAUUGCACAUCUGUCGUCCACCCUUUAACUGCCAAACAGUAUUAUUACUUCAGGGUUCAUACAGCAAGGUAAAGAGCAUAUUCAAGAACAUGAGUGUAAACAAGGGCAACUUAUUGUCAUUUUCAAGUCUUCUCCCAUUCCAAAAUAAUUUUUCUAGUUACUCUUUUUUACCAAUUGCAUAGUAGUUUCUUCUAAUGCCAAUUCAUUCUGACACUGAAUCAAACCAUAUAUAUAAUAAAUGUUAAUCAGCAUUACCCUUAAUAUUAACAAUUUGCAAAUACUUCAGUUGAUAAUAAAAUGGCAACAAUCAAAAGAAGGGUUUUCAGCUGUUUUAAACUAACCAUUAUUGUGUCCUCACAUUCUUCAAUAUUAUCUUUAAAUGAUCUGGUUUAUUUUUCAACUUGAUUAUCUUAUUUAUUUCUAACAGUUCCAACUCUUUCCUUCAGAAAGAGUUUGAUUGCGUUUUCUCUGAUUUCUUUUGUUUGGUCUGUUAUCAAAAAGAAUGCUGCAGUAACCUUAUAUGUCCUUCAGCAUGUGCAGAAAAUAGUCACCUAUGCCAAAAACAGAAGUAUGAUGUUUUUGUAGAGUUACGUGAUAUUUUCCAGACAUCAGCACUGUCUGGAAAAGUAGUGCAUCUAAAAAAGUAGAUACAGCCUAAAGUAAGACUGCAUUUGUCAUCAUAAGCUAAAUGUGACCAACAUUAGGGUCCAUCAGAUCACAACUUUAAGCACUGUAUUGUUAUUAAAUUUAGCUGCCGGUGGAUGUCACUCUAUAGUUGGUAUUACAAUUUUAUAUUACUAAUUAGCACUAUGGGCAGCUGGAGAUACAGCUUUGAACCAUCUGAAUUUGAAUAAGACUUAUGGCAAUCCCCUUUUCUUCAAUUUCUGAGAACUUUCUCCCUCAUAUAAAAUGUCAAGUAUCUUGAAACAAGUACAGUUCACCUUUUGAGUGUCUCCCUUAAGGACCUUGACCUAUGCAGGCCUACCCAACUACCAGACUCUGUACCAAAUGAUCCCAAAUUCACCAGUAGAUUGAACCACACUACCCGUCAGUACGCAUUUCACAGUAACAUACCUUGGGAUGAAUUUUGAGACGAGAUGCACUACUGCCCAACCCCGCUGAGAAUCACCACUAUCACAUCAUGUACUAGGCAAGAGCGGUGUCGUGUCUGAUACUUCGAAAACGUUUUGACACACAAAAUGGAGCAAGAGAAAUUACUUUUUUUUGUAAAGUGUCUGUAUUUUAGUCAGCUUUGCUGUCUUGUCAUUUAUUGUCAACUGCCCAAGUUGUUGUAAGAUGGGCAUAUACCACUUAAUCUGUUAAACCUUGUAUAUUUAUAAUUAUGAGCCAAAAUCAGGAUCUUGUCCAAUUUUUAUCCAAGUUGUCAUGGUCGCAAUGCUUUUUUCUUUCUAGUUGUAAACACCUUACUAAUGAUGCCAGGACAUCACAUAUCAUCAUGAUAGUACUUUUGUAUCAAAUGAAUUAUUUGAGCAAUGGAGUAUACGUGAUAGGAAUUGCAUCUUGUCACCAAUUUUCUUAUCUGUUGCUCUUGGUAGAUGCAUCAUGAAAGAUCUUACAUUAAAACUACUGUCCUUGUUUCAACAUUGUUGGAGUCUUCACUGUUUUAUUGCUUAAGGUCUUGUCAUGCAUUUUAACAACUUACUAUUUCAAAGCAAACUAUAGCACUUAAACAUCAUGAAAUUUUAUGUUCAGUUAUAUGUCAAACAGAAGUCGCUCAAAACAGCUUUCCUUUUAUGCAUGUUAAACACUUUCCUUUUAUGCAUGUUAAACACUGAGGGCCAAGUCCCCCAAAAAUGUUCAGUUAAAAUGGCUUCUACGCUCUCAUCUCUUUCCUCCUCCCAGCCACCUUGUAACAGUGAUAACCUUUUAUUUUUAAACAAAGACCAGGCGCAUUUUCAGAAACAUGAUGUACACUUGAUCCACACAACUCUAUAAACCCAGGUUAAUGACAACUAUACAAGUUUAUUAUUUAAUAUUACAAGUACAGAACUUUUAAGACUAUAAAACAAAUGUACAUCUAAUACUUCACACCAUUUAUGACUAAAAUAAUACGGCAGUAUCCUUUGCUUGGUCAAGUAUCUUACAGAACUUACAAUUUAUACAGUUGGUACCUUCCUGCAACUUUAUUAUAUGUUUAAAAGGUUAAAAUUGUUAUGAAACUUAAAUGUAUUUAAAUGCAUGUAGAUCAAACAAACAUGCCAAGUUCAAAUCAGACCUUAAAAUGAAUGUUUUAUCUAACCAAGAUCAAGUACAACCCAUAAAAUAAUAAAUUAAUGCUAAAAACUAUAAAAUGAUAGAAAAAGCUUCCCUGCAAAAUUUGGUCAUCUUU
This is a messenger RNA of Lingula anatina, 4729 nucleotides long. Its product is annotated as putative E3 ubiquitin-protein ligase RNF144A-A. Gene Ontology annotation, molecular function: ubiquitin-protein transferase activity; zinc ion binding. The record is from RefSeq and is a predicted model, not a curated record. Lineage: Eukaryota; Metazoa; Brachiopoda; Lingulata; Lingulida; Lingulidae. Gene Ontology annotation, biological process: protein ubiquitination.